This is a messenger RNA of Arachis duranensis, 1551 nucleotides long. RefSeq lists its product as uncharacterized. The record is from RefSeq and is a predicted model, not a curated record. NCBI's taxonomy places the organism in Eukaryota, Viridiplantae, Streptophyta, Magnoliopsida, Fabales, Fabaceae. The transcript has 7 exons. The coding region runs from base 1 to 1551 and encodes 516 amino acids.
AUGGGCCAUCGCCGCUUCUUGAAUCAAGGCCAUAAAUAUAGAGUAGACCGGAAAAGAUUUGACAGACAAGUUGAAAGCAGAGAUCCACCGAUGAAGUAUUAUGGAACAGAUGUCUUAAGGCAGCAGUCUAACUUGCAAGUAUCGUUUGGGAAUAUCUCAACUCUGACAGCCAAAAGAAGACGUGUUAGUGAAGAUGCAGAUCAAGAUGACUCGGUUUGGAAAAAGAGGAGUGUGUUCUUUGAACUCCCGUACUGGAAGGAUCACAUGCUGCGUCAUAACCUUGACGUGAUGCACAUAGAAAAGAACAUUUGUGACAAUGUAGUCUACACUAUUUUAAACGACAUCGUCAAAUCAAAAGAUAAUCUUAAAGCUCGCAAAGAUUUACAAAGCAUGGGCAUAAGGCCUGAAUUGUGCCCGGACGAAGGUGGUAAAUAUUCUUCAGCAAUCUUUACAAUGUCGAAUCCACAGAAGAAUGUAUUCCUGAAGACUCUACAGAACAUGGUCUUUUCAGAUGGUUACUCGAGCAAUAUUGCUCGUUGUGUUGACAUCCGACAGCGCAAGUUGUAUGGGUUGAAGAGUCACGACUGUCACAUUCUAAUGGAACAAUUACUUCCAAUUUUGGUGAAGAAUGCAUUACCAAGUCCGAUGAAAAUGAUAUUUCCUCCAUCUUUCUUCACUGUCAUGGUUCACCUUAUGGUGCACCUCAUUGAUGAACUAAAACUUGGUGGUCCGGUACAUUAUCGGUACUUGGGACGAUUGAAGCAAUACGUGCGUAACAGGGCACAAGAUGAAGGCUCAAUUGCGGAGGGCUAUUUAUCCGAGAAGAUUUUGACAUUUUACUCAAGAUAUUUGGAUAAUACUGAGACUAGAAUCAACCGUCCAGCGGGCUGUAUCACAUUUUGCACUGAACCCAAUGGAAAAAGAUCAGGCAUAUCGUCAUGUGCUAGUCAAUUGCAAGAAUUUCCUCGCCGGUUCAAGCGUGAGGUUCCAAUGGACAGUACCGUACAUUCGAAAGAAAUGAAGUUGCUGGCAUGUGGUCCCAUGCUUCAGGCAAGACAGUUUGGGGCAUACAACGUCAAUGAGUAUAAGUUUAGAGCUAUCACAAAGGAAGACGGGCUGAAAACACAAAAUAAUGGAGUUUAUGUCUCAUCCAAUACAAGAAGUUAUACCAGCAUGCGUGACAACAGAGUGGCUGCUGAUACAACUACGAGCAGAGGAAUCAAAGAAGACCAUCUGGGCUUUACGAGCGUUAAUUUUGCUCGUCCGAUUCACACCGGUGAUCGAAAAGAGGAUGAACCAUACAUAUUGGCAUCAGAAGCUCAACUCGUGUACUAUGAAGUAGAUCAAGAAUGGAGUGUAGUGGUUCAUGUAAAACCACGAAACUUGUAUGACAUGGGAGGAGAGAAUGAGGAUGUUGAAGCUACUUUUUCUCCUCAGCCCGGGUUGAACAUAUCAGCAGCAGGUGACAUCAGUGAUUUACAGUUGACAAUGGAAGAUGAUAUAGAAGACCCAGUAGCAGAUGUUUCUGAUAACAUAGAUUAUGUGGCAUAG